Molecule: messenger RNA, 1687 nt
Organism: Myodes glareolus (Bank vole)
Lineage: Eukaryota; Metazoa; Chordata; Mammalia; Rodentia; Cricetidae
Source: RefSeq, a predicted model, not a curated record
CUCCCAACCUUGCCGGGCUCCUUUCAGCGCCCGAGCUCACCCCCUGGCUCCGCCUACACCCCCGAGCUCUCAUUUGGCUCCGCCCUCUCCCGGUCGCGUCUUGAAAUUUCAGCUGGGCCUCAGCCUCAGGGAUCAGAUUGACUUGAGCAUCUAGCUAUGGCGGCAGCGACCUGGAGAGUGUUGCGGUGCUGGUAUCCGAGUCUCCCACAGGUCUUUAGAUUCCCAGUGGCUCAGGUGCACUUGGGCAGACCAAAGAUGAGAGCCAGUCAGCAGGACUUUGAAAAUGCAAUGAACCAAGUGAAACUCUUGAAGAAGGACCCAGGAAACCAAGUGAAGCUGCAACUCUACGCGCUGUAUAAGCAGGCCACGGAUGGACCCUGUAAUGUGCCUAAGCCAGGGAUGUUUGACCUAGUCAAUAAAGCCAAGUGGGAAGCGUGGAAUGCCCUUGGCAGCCUCCCAAAGGAAACUGCCAGGCAGAACUACGUGGAUCUGGUGUCCAGUUUGAGUCCCUCAUCUGAAGCCUCUAGCCAGGGAAAAAGUGGAGCCGAUGAGAAAGUCCAGAAGUCUAAGGACAUUGUGGUAACCUCUGGAGAUGGCAUCACGAAGAUCACGUUCAAUCGGCCCUCCAAAAAGAACGCCAUAACUGUACAGAUGUAUCAGGAGAUUAUGCUUGCACUUAAAAACGCCAGCACAGACAACUCAGCCAUAACCGUUUUCACAGGAACUGGUGACUAUUAUUGCAGUGGGAAUGAUCUAACUAACUUCACAAGAGUCACUGGUGGAAUGGAGGAGGUAGCGAAGAAGGGUCCUUUGGCUCUGAGGGAAUUUGUAAGCACUUUUAUAGACUUUCCCAAGCCUCUGGUUGCAGUAGUAAACGGCCCAGCUAUAGGAAUCCCUGUAGUCCUUCUGGGACUGUUUGAUGCUGUCUAUGCAUCAGACAAGGCAACAUUUCAUACUCCACUUACCUCCCUCGGCCAGUGUCCAGAAGCAUGCUCCUCUUACACAUUUCCGAAGAUAAUGGGCCCAGCAAAGGCAGCUGAGAUGCUUCUCUUUGGGAAGAAGCUCACAGCAAGAGAGGCCUGUGCUCAAGGCCUCGUCACUGAAGUUUUUCCUGACAACACUUUUGAGAAAGAAAUCUGGACUAGGCUGAAAGAAUAUGCGAAGCUCCCACCAAACUCCAUGAGAAUUUCCAAACAGUUAAUCAGAAAAAAUGAGAAAGAAAAGCUCCACGCUGUUAAUGCUGAAGAGUGCACUACCCUCAAAGCAAUGGUGCUGUCAGAGGAAUACAUCAACGCUAUCAAGAGCUUCUUAUCCAGAAAAUCAAAGCUGUGAAGCCCAUGACAGAAGUUAGACUUCUCAAAGGAAGGAUGUGCCUUCUGUGUUUUCCGGUUUCUGGUAUAUGAACAACACCCUCCACUGCGCCUUUUUCUUGACUUACAACACAGCAAUUAAGAUGAGAAGAUAUCACAGCGCUGACAAAGAAAAACUUUCUUACAUAAAGCCUGAAGAGUUCAUGUAGGUUUUUCCAAUAGAAAGUCUUACAUCUCUUGACACAAAUGUAUGAACCCUAAGACAGUGUAUUUGGGGCCCUGUUUACCGAGGUUUCAGUCCACCUGAUCCUGCAGCCGUUAAGUCCCAAAGAAAUGACACAGAGGUCUACAUCAAUUAUAAACUGAUCGGCCUAGUA